Messenger RNA from Pangasianodon hypophthalmus (striped catfish), 6383 nucleotides. RefSeq names its product N-acetyltransferase 8-like (gene aspnat). Gene Ontology annotation, cellular component: mitochondrial membrane. The coding region runs from base 185 to 1024 and encodes 279 amino acids. The transcript is spliced from 3 exons. The record is from RefSeq and is a predicted model, not a curated record. NCBI's taxonomy places the organism in Eukaryota, Metazoa, Chordata, Actinopteri, Siluriformes, Pangasiidae. Gene Ontology annotation, molecular function: L-aspartate N-acetyltransferase activity.
CCCGCUAUAAAGAACGCGUGAGCUACGCCGGCAUCUCUUUGGUCGUGAGAGAGCUCAGGGUUUGCUACACCGCAUUUGUCUUUUUUUUUAUUUUCUUCCACAUAAAAAAGCGCACCCAUCAUCCAUUAUUAUUUCGUUUUUUUUUAAAUUUCUCCCCGAUUUCAGUUUAUCCGAGGCCACUUGCAUGCAUUGUUCGUCUCCUAAAAUGGUUUGCGAGACUAAAAUAGUUGCUGACGACCCCGACGCCAUAGCUGGGAACAAAAAAGAUUCUCUGAUCGUUUCCUCUUCGCAGAUGUGGACGUCGGCUUCCGACGCGUUUGAGCGGAAAGACGCGAAACGGGAGCAGGUUUUAAUCCGCGACUUCGAGCGCGGUGAUAACGCAGAGGUGCGCCGCAUCUUCAAUGAAGGCAUCAUGGAGCGGAUACCCAACACGGCCUUCCGCGGUCUUAAACACCAACCACACACUCAGUUUAUUUACGCUGUGCUCACAGUAAUGUGCUUUGUUAUGACCAAGUCCGUCAUGCUGACAUGCUGCACACCUUUCAUUCUAAUGGGAGCACGCUAUUACUAUAGCAGAAAAGUCAUCCUCAGCUACUUGGACUGCGCACUCCACACAGAUAUGGCUGAUAUAGAGGCAUACUACAUGAAGCCCACAGGUUCCUGUUUCUGGGUGGCAGUGCUAAACGGUCAGGUGGUGGGCAUUGUCGCAGCACAGGGACGAGAAGAAGACAACACAGUAGAACUGCGGCGCAUGUCUGUGGACUCUCGUUUCCGUGGGAAGGGCAUUGCCAAGGCGCUGGGACGACGGGUCCUAGAGUUUGCUAUGCUUAACAACUACUCAGCCGUGGUUCUGGGGACGACAGCAGUCAAGAUGGCCGCCCACAAGCUCUACGAAUCAUUGGGUUUUCAAAAGGUGGGCGAGACUGAGAACUACACUCUGCCCGGAAUGAGCCGCUCACUGAUGGAAAGGCUCUUCUUCCAGAUCCGCUACAGCCGCUACCGGCUACAGCUCCACGAAGAGUGAGAGUGUGUGAGAGUGAACGAAAGCAUGAGAGAACGAGUGGACGUAAGAAAGCGUGUGAGAGUAUGAACACCGACCACAAUCCUUAAAUCACCUAAACCCAAUCCACCUCUUAAACCUUAUUAUUAUUUUUUUAAAAUCACAGAUGUUAUUUCUACCACUAUUUCUAUUAAUUCCUUACCUGUUAUGUUUUUUUCUUCUUUAACAUUUUACUUUAAUCAUUUCUUUCAUUAUUUUUUUAAAAACUGAAUCUCCCAAUUAGUUUAUUUAUACUAAUAUAUAUAAAAAGUAAUGAUAAAACCCGUGUUAACAAGAGUAAAAUGCCACACAACAAACCAAGGCAAUAGGUCGGUCUUAGAUUCUCUUUUUAAAUCUGUUGUAAGGGCUGAUCUGAUAGCUAGCACUGACUUUUCUCAAAGAUGGCAGAAUGAUUAGAGGGGUGUACAGAGGAAAGGAGAAUGGAUACAGUUAAGAUUCUCUUUCCAAUGUCACACUACUCUGUUAAGUGUACACAAAUGCAGGUCUUGAACUUCAUAAAAUGGAAAGGCUGGUGACUCUAGCAGUCAAGCAAACAAUAUUGACUAAAGCACAGCAAGUUUUUCUAUGUCUUAAGAACAAGAAGAGAAAUAAACAGUGAAGUUAGCACUAAGUGAAGUAACUCCUAGUUAAUCCUGCACAGUUUAACCCUGAGUUAACUCAAAAGUGGUGAUUUUACUGUAAGGGAGGAGUCCUACUCUACAUAUAUAUAGUAACUGAAAUUUUGCCUCUAACUCUUCCUGUCCCCCCCAAUUACAGGCCAGUCUCUCAAUCUUUCCUUUUGUGUUGCUGGAACAGAUCAGAUAUUGCACAGAUUGUAUUGCUGUAUAAGAUCUUUAUUGUGUUAUGUCUUAAUAUUACUAAAAUACCUACUUAUAUAAAUUGGAAUUAAUUGGACCUAGAUUAACAAGAUAUUAAUUUGCAGUCAGUGAAAUUUGAUUUGACAUUAACACAAAAAAAGAACUCAUUACAAAUUCAUAAUUUUCAUUAAAACAUUACCAAGUUUAAACAAUGCAAAUUAAUACUAAUGCAGUAUUAAUAAAUGUGAUGCACAUCUAUUAUCGCUGCAUUGGAUGAAGCUUGGUUGGUCAGACAUAAAUCUGAGCACAAAUUUGGCUUUGACAAAUUGACUGCGCAAUUAUUCAAUAUAUAAACCUUUAUAUUUUACAUAAAUAUGGAAUAUGUAAAUGUGAAACAUUUGAAUACAUAUCUGACAGAUAUAACUGAAAAUCUCUCACCAUAUCCAUUCUCCUAUGAAAGUACCAGCAAUGGGAGAGAUACAAGCCACAACGAGCCUCAUUUGUGAAAUAUUCUUGUAUAAAGUUAAGAAACUAAAUGUGAUUAAAACUAAGUAAUGUAGCGCAAAAAGAAAAAAAAAAAAAAACUUGAUCCUUGCCAAUUUUCCUUGACUUGACUUUUACCCAUCCAUGAAACUGACUGCAGCCCUGGGCCAGACCCUUCCACACCCUAACCCCACUCAUUCAGCCCCGACCCCAUCUCUGCAUGCGCCACUGAGCCUUGUUGCGCUGCUUCUAUCUCCAUUUGAGCUUGUACGACUCCUAAAAACUCCUCUGUGAUGUUAUAGUAGCAGCGCAAAACAUUUGGUCAAUUAACUCAAAGAUGAUGGACUGAUAACGAAAAAGUUGUGUAUGACAUAAGAGAUGUACCUACCGACUCGCUGCUUCGAUGACAUCACAGCUGCCAAAAGUAGAAUGCAAAAGCAAUGCAAAUAUGUGGCAUGCCUCUGUACCUGGUUCGUACGUACGGUGCCUGCCCUGGAAAUGAUGUAACUCUGUUUAAAAAAAUAUGUAGAACAAGCUUCUUUUUUAGCUGAACAUAUAACAAUGUGUGUCUUUGUUAAAAGAAACUACUGUUUUGCAUGAAACAUGACUUUGAAUGAAAAGUGUUUAAGAAAACAUGAUCUAUCAAAUUGAUGUCUUAACAGUGGAGUUCUAUUUUAAUUUUUUUUUUUUUGGUUAAUGUUAUUUGUUUAACGUAAACAUUUUAAAUUUGUUUUUACCUUUUACUACUGGGGUGAUGAAUAUCCUGUUUACUGUAAGAAGCCCAAAACCACCCAGCUAAAUGCAGCAUUACAUAUAUUACAAGACAUUAAAAGAACUUCUCACUGUAAACACCAGGACAACUCACUUGAUGAAAUCAGGUGAGCUUAAAUAUAUAAAUCACCAAAUGAAUGGCAGAGCUGUCUGACUCAUUAACACUAAACUAUUUAAACUCACUCAUUAAAACGGGACAGUAUACAUACCAGAUGCAUUAAACAUGGACUGUUAGCACCAUACUGAAUUGUUUUUAGACUCAGACACAGACAACCUAAAAAAAGAAAAAGAAAACUAGUGUGCGAUACACGGAUGGAACUUUUGCUGAUAAAUUUAGAUUACAAAAUCCACAUAAAGGAGAUACAUGUAAAAUUAAGCAAGUAAUGAGGACAAGUAAUGUUGAUACAAACUAAAAUGAGAGAAUGCUUGCAUGAAUAUAUUUUGAACUAUAUUUGUUCAGUGUCACCCAAUUUGGCAUUAAUGCAAGUCUGCUUAUUGAACUAUUAAAAAUCAAUUUAGAAAUAUGUGAUAGACAGCUAACUUCACUUAAACUGGGUUUAGUAGUGACAUAUGAUGGUAAUGAAAAUUAAAUGAAACUUGCACGUAGCUCCUUUACUAGAACUUACUGAAAAUAUCGGUAUGUAAUUUCUAUAUAAAACUGGCUUUAACCAAAUCCCACACUCACCUACACAGACAAUGCAGAUGUUGAGCCAAGUGCAUAUUUGCUGCACACACAUCAGUUUGUGAGUUAACAGUGUUUUUUGUUCAGUACAUUUGUUCAGUCUAAAGUGAUGUUGGCAGAUGUGGAUGAUUGAAUGUAAAAGGCAAACUGUAAUGUAUAAGCUUCUGGACAGAUCCAACACUAAAUACUGCUUUACCGCUGGUCAGAUUUGUCAGCCAUAUGAUAGCAAAUGUUAAAAGUGCAAAAAAAUCCAACAACAUAGCUACUGACCGCUUCAUGUAUAACAUGGUGAAAAGUCCUUGGAUGUGUUACUGGGCUUUGCACAAGCAAAAGGUUAAAAUAACUCAACUUGAAGUGUAUUGAAUGAGAACGUACGCAUGCUGCUAAGAUUCAAGGAUUAUGACACAAUGACAGCUGUAAUAGUUAAAAGUUGAGAGGAUGGAUGGAUGGAUGGAUGAAAGUUCUCAGCUGUGGAAAGAUUUUGAAAAGAAAGCUUGGGGAACUCCUAGAGUUUAUUAUCAGUUAUAAUAAGAAUCACAGAUGUUCAUUUUAAAAGAAGAAAAAAAGGAAUUCCUACUAAUUGAUUCAAUGAAACUUUUAUGAGCAACUAAAAUCCCCCUACCCCCAGCAUUCAAGCGUGUCUUUUGUACAUAAAUAUCCAGUGUCUGGAAAUGACUGAUAAUGCAAAGCAUUCAGAAGACCUGUGACCUGCAUGAGAAGAUGGCUGCUACAGGAAUGUUCCACUUUUAAGAGGAUGGGGGGAUUUACAGUGGAAGAAAGCCUUGAGUGUCCUGCUUCCACAGUAUGGAUCCCUGGAGGGAAUUUUGGUAGAAGCUAAGGCUGGAUCCCCCUCCUACCUCCCUAUUUACUCUUCUGGUUAAAAGCACUCUCUUGAUUGUGGCUGGAGGUGCCAAGAAUGGAGAAGCACUUGUAACAAAUUGUAUUUUUAUUUUUCUGAAUUUAUUUUGAGGUUAUAUUUACUGCUUUUUUGCUAAUAGCAAGUAUGUACCAUAUGCAAAUGUAUGAUAAAUCAAAAGUGUAUUCAUGAGAAACCUUUUUUCAUAAGGCUGAAUUUGCCAAAGGUGGUUUUUGCUGCAUUUGAUUUUGUUUUUCAGUGUUCUUAACACUUGGAAAUCAUUUGGAGAUCAAGCCCUUGUGCCAUCUAACCAAGCAAUAAAAUGCACACAUGAGAAAGUAAAAAGCAAGGAAUUCAAAAGUAAAGAUGCUGCAUUCAUUUUCUAGCCCUAAUGCUGUAUUGAUGGUGAGCAUUACCACUGGCAGGUUGAGAGAUUAUGGGGCAUGACUCUAAACUGAUUUUUUUUCCCUUUCUAUUGUGAUUAAUGUUUUUAUAAAUGUGAAGAUGAAUGAUGAUAAACUAGUGCAUAUAAUGUGUACAGUUUGGCAGCCCAUGGAAAGACGUGACCACUCAAGCCCACUGUACAGAGUGAUGCUACAUGCCCUCUGAAAGCUGUUCCAGGUUCUAAUCUCUGUUUGGUCAGCAUCAAAUCUCGACAAAGUCUCUUUCAGCACUGAAAACUACAGAGGAGUGAACUUUUCAAGAUCUUGAAUGUUGAACAGUAGCAACAUGUUAACCAAAUGAUGCACAGUUUAACAUCGGAGAAGAAUGAUUUUUCUUAAGAACAAGGAAUUUAUGUUUUUUUUGUUUUUUUUAAAGCAUUUUGUUAAGUGUAAAGUUGUAAAGUGUAAUUUACUGUAAAUAGGGAUAUUUUGUGAUCCUUUUAUAACAGAAAUGAUAUCUUUGGAUGUUUACAAAAACAAUGACCUGCAAACUGAGACACAAUUGUAUUCCACAACCAACAGCACACAUUGAUGUGAGAACAGCUUUCAGAGAGAGGGGGACAUCUCCUCAGUACAACAUAUUCAGGCCUUUGAUGUUUGCAGUAAACUGUUACUGCUGUAGCAAACUGAAGAUAAAUUCCAGUAUUUUAAAAGAAAAUUCAUUUACAGUUUACUGAAAAUUUCCAGUCUGAAGAAAAUUCAUUUUCUGUUUCCUGUGGUUUGAGUGGUGCUUUAAACAGUUUCUUGUACCUGUACUGGCUGGCAGGGAACGCUAGAAAAUCCUCUUUAUACAUCAGCGAUGGUAACCCCUGGAUUUCUGUCUUUUGGUCCAGUUCCUGGGCUGACUGUCACUAUGGAAACAAGCCCACUGAAAGCACAGCAGAUAAAAUUAUAUGCAACCACUCAAGGGAGCGGGUCACCUGGAACAUGGGGUCAGGUUUGUGUGCUUGGCAAGUGUUUUAAAUAUGCCAAUAAGGAGGCCAAGUAAGGGGUAAAAAGGGGGAGGGGUAGAAUAGAUGGCUCUAGUGUAUGACAGGCAAAGGCCUUGCUAAAAACCUCUGUGUGGCUGCAGUGAUCACCUGGAUCCUUCAGGGUCUGUCAUUAUAAAAAUGCCUCAGUUCCUUUAGAUGUUAUUUGUUUUUCAUGUGUUCUUUUUUUCACCUGCUGUAACUAUUUUUUUCUUUUUCUUUUGCUUAACAAAUAGGAGCAUUGUAAAGAUGUAAAGAAAGGAGAUCCUGCAUUACAAAAGAAAUGGCUGUACAUAUUGUAUUAAUUAAAGCAAUUAAGCUUG